AUGGCAACACCUCGAAUUGCACAUCAGGCAGAUACAAACACCAUCGCACCACCACUGUCCCCUAGAUUUAAGGCUGAUCAAAUGGGACAAUGGUCGAAGAUACUGUUACCACUUGCAAAUGAACUGCCUCAAGAGGUCUUUGAAACACUUCUUGCAGAAGCAAAUGAUCAGGAACGCCGAAAAGACCUCGUUUUGUCAAUGGUUGAGUUUUAUAGCGAAAACGAAAAGAUCACCGAAUUAUUUGAUUAUAUAAUUAAAAGAGAAAUGGUUUCUCAUUUGGAAGAUCCGGAACGAAUUUUUAGCUCAGGAUCGUGUUUUGACAUCAUCAUCAAAGAGUUCCUCAAAAACGAUUUGGACGUUUUGUUGGACGAUAUUGUCACUUUUGUCAUCGCCAAAAUGAAAAAGGACAAACUCAAAUUCUCUAACGAACCAAAGAAAAUAAAUAAAUCAGUCAAAAAAAUAGCUAAACUUUUGGAGCAAAUUAUGCAACAAUUCACAACGUCUAAAAAUUUCACGGCACCGUCGUUAUGUUUUUUGAGGGAACUCCAGAAGGCGGUUAAAUAUGAGUUUCCAAAACUUAAUGACUAUGCGAUUGACCAAAUAUUUUUAGAAUUAAUCACAGGCAAAUUGAGUAGUUUUGGAGAUGUCAAAGGGGCGAGUGAGAAAGAGACGCUUGAAGUUAUAUGCACAAUACUCAAGUGGUUUAUUCACAAAGAAGACACGGAUUAUUCGACUGAUUUAAAAAGUAAAGUAGCCGAGUCUAUCAAACUUGUGGAACACUGGAAAAGUACUCUUAUAUCCAAUGAAUUUGAGAAGGAGGAGUUGGUGAUACAAUGGAAAAUCACUUCUGACGAAUUUCUGUUUGAGUUGAUUCGAUGUGAAAAACUCAUUCGCGAGAAGGCUGACCCAUACACUCAACGACUUCUGGACAUUCAUUUCAACGAUGAAAUUGGUUACCGCAAAGGGUUCAAAUCAUUUGAAAUGGAAAUUAAACGACUCCAAGUCGGUGAGAUGAAUAAUGCAGUGGGCAUUAUGUUAGCAAUGUCCACUAUUAAUAUGAGAAUUAAAGACGUCAAAGAGGAAAUUAGAUACUUGGAGGAAAGACUCGAAAUCAGAGAUGAUAGAGACGACGACCACGCUAAUGGGAUUUUGUCCCCAAGGUACAGAGGCGAAAGAGGUGGGUGUGCGUCAAACACAGAACACAGCUGCGUCACCACAGCUUUCUAA
Messenger RNA from Entamoeba invadens IP1, 1227 nucleotides. RefSeq lists its product as hypothetical. The record is from RefSeq and is a predicted model, not a curated record. NCBI's taxonomy places the organism in Eukaryota, Evosea, Mastigamoebida, Endamoebidae. The transcript is spliced from 5 exons. Bases 1 to 1227 code for a protein of 408 amino acids.